GCAUCAUCCUCACCAACAAACCAACCCACCAAACCCACCACCCCGACUCGCACCGACUCACCAACCAUUUACCACACCACCACCCUACACUCUUAUCUCCACAGAGCUAACCCUCCCCCAACCGCCAAAAUGCAAGGCUUCAACAUGGGCCGGUACAUCCCCCCGGACCUCGAAGGGCUCACCACCCCGAACGCCCUACACAAAAAACACCCCCUAGGAGCCCGCGCCCGCCACCCCGGCUCCCUAACCGUACGAUUCGAAAUGCCCUUUGCAAUCUGGUGCACGACAUGCAAACCCCACGAGACGAUAAUCGGACAAGGCGUGCGCUUCAACGCCGAAAAAAAGAAAGUGGGGAAUUACUACUCCACUCCCGUGUACAGUUUCCGAAUGAAGCAUGGGGCUUGUGGUGGGUGGAUUGAGAUUCGGACGGAUCCGAAGAAUACUGAGUAUGUGGUGACGGAGGGGGCGAGGAGGAGGGAUACGGGGGUGGGGAAGGAAGGAGUUGGUGAGGGGGGGGAGAUUGUGAUCAGGGAUGGGUUGGCGGGGUUUGCAGAGGCGGGGAGUGAUCCGUUUGCGAAGUUGGAGGGGAAAGUGGAGGAUAAGAAGAGGGGGGAGUCGGAACGGGAUCGGAUACUAAAGUUGCAGGAGAGACAGGCGAGGGAUUGGGAGGAUCCGUAUGAGAAGUCGAGGAGGUUGAGGAGGGCGUUUCGGGUGGAGAGGAAGGGGUUGGAGAGGAGGGAGGAUGGGAAGAGGAUGAAGACUGCGGAUUUGGUGGCUGAGAGGAAGGCUAUGUUUCGGAGUGAGUUGACGGGGAAUACACGGGCUGUGGUAGAUCCGUUCCUGAGCAGUGAUGGGAGUGCAUGGAGGCCGGAGGUGAAGAGGAGGAAGUUGGUGGCCUCGGGAGUAAAUCGGGCGAGGCGAAGGAUGCUAGUGAAUCCCCGGUUGAGAAUGGCUCGGAGCCGGAAAAGUCGUCUGCUGGAGAGGUCAUACAGACACCACGUCCGAUGGCUGGGCUGGUGGACUAUGCGUCCGAUUCAGAGUGAAUGUCUGGGACGCUGAUGUUUACAAGGCGUUGUUUAUGAUACGGAUGAUACCCAGGGCUUGGAGUUAUGUGACAUGAUUGCAUGUCAUG
This is a messenger RNA of Aspergillus sclerotioniger CBS 115572, 1132 nucleotides long. RefSeq names its product Saf4/Yju2 family protein. Lineage: Eukaryota; Fungi; Ascomycota; Eurotiomycetes; Eurotiales; Aspergillaceae. Gene Ontology annotation, biological process: mRNA splicing, via spliceosome. The record is from RefSeq and is a predicted model, not a curated record. Gene Ontology annotation, cellular component: post-mRNA release spliceosomal complex; U2-type spliceosomal complex. The transcript is spliced from 3 exons. The coding region runs from base 130 to 1059 and encodes 309 amino acids.